This is a messenger RNA of Clarias gariepinus (North African catfish), 2140 nucleotides long. Its product is annotated as serine protease 23-like. Gene Ontology annotation, biological process: proteolysis. Lineage: Eukaryota; Metazoa; Chordata; Actinopteri; Siluriformes; Clariidae. The record is from RefSeq and is a predicted model, not a curated record. Gene Ontology annotation, molecular function: serine-type endopeptidase activity. Bases 206 to 1321 code for a protein of 371 amino acids. The transcript is spliced from 2 exons.
CUUGCCUCACAUGGACUCGGAUCCUCUCGCUGCGCGCGCCCUGCAGGACAACUCAAUGGGGUUUUUUACCGAGAUGAUGAUGAGAUCCGAGGAAGAAGUGAAGGAGAAACACCAACUUGUUUUUGCAUCUUUCCAUAUUUCCUCAUCUCUUUAGUUCUGUGGAUUGUCUCAUUAGCACCUGACUCUCAGCUACAGUUCUACCAGUAUGGCAUCUGUGCUCCAUCCUCUCCUGUUCCUUCUGUUUCCGUUACUACAUGUUCAGUCAAGCUCCCAUCAAAAGCCCCAGUGGCCUAUGCAGCGUGUGCCUGUAGUCGUUCCUCAACAGAUUGAGGAACGUCCCCCCCCUCAUUUCGCCGGUCCAGCUCAUCUGCAAGUGACCUCUUCCUGUGGUCCCGAGUGUCACAAGAAAGCUCCAACACCCAGCUACUGGGACCUGCGACACUUCCUGUCCUACGAGACUCUGCACUCAAAUGGCCAGCUGACCGAGACGAUGGUGGGAAUCUACGGUUUUAACCCAAACAUCAUGAAGAACCCUGCGGCCGAGCAGGGACGCUCCAGAGCCAAGCGCCAGAUCUUCGGUCACGACAGUCGCUUCAGCAUUGUGGGCCAGGACUUCCUGCAGAACUACCCUUUUUCGACUGCCGUGAAGCUGUCCACCGGGUGCUCGGGUACGCUAGUGGGUAACCAGCACGUUCUCACGGCAGCCCAUUGCGUCCAUGAUGGAAAGAAUUAUGUAAAAGGUGCUCAGAGGUUGCGUGUCGGCUUUCUGAAGUCCAAGCCGAAGGACUCACCGUUCAACAACAGCACCAACAACAAGAUGAAGUUCCAAUGGAUCAGAGUCAAGCGCACGCAUGUGCCCAAGGGCUGGAUAAAGGGCAACGCUAAUGACAUCGGCAUGGACUAUGAUUACGCCCUGUUGGAACUCAAGAAAACUCACAAGCGCAAACACAUGAAGCUGGGAGUGAGUCCUUCUGCACAGCAACUCCCUGGUAAGCGAGUGCAGUUCUCCGGCUUUGACAACGAUCGUCCAGGUCAGCUGGUCUACCGCUUCUGCAAGGCCGGCGAUGAAACCUACGACCUUCUGUAUCAGCAUUGCGAUGCUCAGCCUGGCGCUAGCGGCUCCGGCGUUUAUGCCCGGUUGUGGAAUCGUACGCACCGCCGCUGGGAAAGAAAAGUGAUCGGGAUCUUUUCGGGACACCAAUGGGUGGACCUCAACGGCGAUCCCCAGGAGUUUAACGUAGCAGUGCGCAUCACUCCUCUUAAAUACGCCCAGAUCUGCUACUGGAUCAAAGGGAAUUACAUGGAGUGCAGAGACGGCUGAACAUUAACAGAGAAGCUUCAGCAGUAUCCCUAAACUUCUGCGCAUCCUUUAGAUUCAUCGAAACAGAGGUUAAACACCCAGGAAUACACAAAACACUGGCAUGUAAACACUGAACAAUCUUAACACACAUUCACAGUCUACCGUAUAAAUACUCAAACUACAAUAAUUUCUAGAAACUUACCUUACAGUCAUGUAACCAAAUAGUUUUGCACAGUCUUCCCAAGUUGGUCUUUGCAAUAGUGUAUAGCUUCAGUUUAAGAUUGAUCUUUAAUAUUAAUCAAAAAAUGACAUCACCAAAGAUGUUUUUUUUUAGUGACUGGGGAAUUCUUAAAUACAAAGCACUGUAGGCUUUAAGCCUUUUUUUUUUUUUUGUGAAGAAUGUAGCCCAGUUUAACCAAAGGUGCUUUUUUAAGUAGCCAAGUCAAGCAUGCAAAUGAUCUUUGAUCUACUGUAUAAACUAUAUUUUCAGUGGCAUGUGGUUUCUAUUCUGUUAGCGACCCCUAGGACCCACAGUUCAAAACUAUGUUGGUGGAUGGUGCCUCCUUAAACUAAUCAUCUUUUUUUUUUUUUAUUAAUUAAUUAAUAAGCUUUUGUAAGUAUGAUUUAGAUGUUAUACAUGUUAAAAGUUAUACACCAAUGUCAGCACCUAAAGCACUUUGAGUUUGUCUAAGUAACUGAUUCAUUAGUCAAUAACAGCUUUGUAUGAUAAUUUACUCUGUACUAUGCAAAUGUUUAUUAAAUGCUUUUAAAAAUAUAUAGAUCAUUCUGAAACAUCGCUGCAUCAUGGGGCCAAAAAAUAUAAAUAUUUUACAUUCAAUA